UCAUCGGGCGAUAAAGUAUCUCAAGAAACCGUCGUUGGCUUGGCGAAAAGCACCUCCAGUUUUAAAGGACAGCGACCAGAUUCGAUUAAGGCUCGCUAUCUCAGACAAGAUUUCGAAAAACUCGUGACUGAAAACUGGCAGAAAGACCCGAAACUCAUGCCCUGGAUCGCAGGGAAGAUCAAGAACCUCGGUACCAAAGCUUUCAGCUGGGCUGUCUAUCAAGGGCAUCUCGGGAUGCUAGAUCUAGGUGUGACUUUGUGCCGACCAAAAAUGUCGGCGCCUUUGUCGGACUACGAUGAAAUGCUUCCUUGUCAUCUGGCCGCGAAGCGAGGUCAUCUCCAGGUUUUGAUCAGAUUGAAAGCCAUCGAGGGUCUGUCUCGACCUAUGCCUUGUCCAAGAACAGGUAGGGGCGAGAUUCACUAUGCCGCCGAGCAAGACCAGUCAGCGAUCGUCGACUUCUUGGUGCAGAGCGAUCCAAGUCUGAUUCUCUCGAAAGGGAACGAUGGUCGUACUCCAUUGCACAUCGCCAUAAUUGCUGGCUCGCUAGCAACGAUUGACCUAGUGACAAAAUUGACCCGCAAAGAAUUCUGGGAUACCGAAACUGUUGACACUCUGCUGGUUGCCAUUGAGAUAGGUGGGUUCAGUCUGGAAGUCAUGAGCCGUGUGCUGCAGAGAAUGACCACUCUUCUUCCGAGCUGUCGUGAGACGGUCCUUGGAUGGGUCAUCAAGCACGAUCUCGCGGCCGCUGUCUCUAUCCUCGUUGAUUGCAGAGUGAAUCUAGAUAGUAGACUUUUUGAGGCGGAUGCUGUAGUUGGCCGAUCGAGGAAGGAUGGUGAUGGUCAACGGUACCCAGCGUUGUUCUUUGCUCUGGAGAAGUCAGAUCCAGCACUUGCCACUGCUCUCGUCAUGAACGGAACACGUCUCAAUACUUUUCUCUGGCUGGAUCAGAUGGGUACUCCACGGUCGGGAGUGGGACGCAUCGACGCGAUAGAUAUCGCUUUGUGUAGAAGAUGGACAGACUUGGCCUUACUCUUUCGCCCCAUCCAAAUUCCGGAUGUCAGCAACGAGGUAAUUUUCUACGUAACAGAUCUUCAUUCUAGUCUUAGAUGGCUUUCUUGCAGACUCUCGGGCUCGGUCGUCACUGACCUCACUUGUCUGAAACACGGGAACCUUUGUUCGCUCACACCUCAAUUCUCGAAAUUCACACACAAGGCAUUUUUCUGUCUGGACCUUGAUAAAGAUGGCAGUUCCUUACGCUCGGCUAGCCUUCUUGAGAUGGGCCCCCAUUUCCUGCAAAUAACCAUUUCUCAAUUCUUGUACCACAUGCUUACGGACAUUCGCUUUUUGAUGGACACCAGAAAAGAAAACCUUUGUCCUUGGAGGCUCCCGCCAUUAAAAAAUCCACACGAUCAGAGCACAGCCGCCGUCAUAAGUACCGACGCAUGGAGGAGUCAGUUGUCUUUCAACGAAAAACCGUACAACAUCCAACGUAUCACGAUAUAAGGUACCGCGCCUUUGACAACGUUCACCAGUGUUGCCGGUUAGGCCUCACUCGUGGAUUUUGGGAUAACUCAUGGCUAUGAGGUAAUCACCAGGUGUGCAGCAUACUGUUCCCUUUUGUGACUGAGAAUGCUCCUAAAGUUAAUAAGAGUGCCGGAGUUGAUAACAGAAAUGUUGUCUGGUGCCCACUUUACUCAUAUGGUCCGGAGAUAGUAGAAGCGUUCGGUCAUAAGGCUUGCCUGAUGCUGCUUGGAUAUCUCCGACGAACAUACAACAUACUAGAUGACUGUGUCUCACACA
Aureobasidium subglaciale EXF-2481 is the source of this 1800-nucleotide messenger RNA. RefSeq lists its product as uncharacterized. The coding region runs from base 157 to 1503 and encodes 448 amino acids. The record is from RefSeq and is a predicted model, not a curated record. Gene Ontology annotation, molecular function: protein binding. The transcript is spliced from 2 exons. Gene Ontology annotation, cellular component: cytoplasm. Lineage: Eukaryota; Fungi; Ascomycota; Dothideomycetes; Dothideales; Saccotheciaceae.